Podospora anserina S mat+ is the source of this 948-nucleotide messenger RNA. RefSeq lists its product as uncharacterized. Gene Ontology annotation, biological process: maturation of 5.8S rRNA; regulation of gene expression. Lineage: Eukaryota; Fungi; Ascomycota; Sordariomycetes; Sordariales; Podosporaceae. The record is from RefSeq and is a predicted model, not a curated record. Gene Ontology annotation, molecular function: DNA binding; RNA binding. The coding region runs from base 1 to 948 and encodes 315 amino acids. The transcript is spliced from 3 exons. Gene Ontology annotation, cellular component: nucleolus; exosome (RNase complex).
AUGAUAUCAUCACUUAUGAAUGGAUUUAUCAGAUGGUUGACUGCCCUGUUGGAUCUCCUAGAUGAGCGGCCAGCGGCUUAUCGAGCUGUGCCCCACGCUGGUUUCAGCUGCAGACUGCAGUGCAUAAAGGCGCUGAUAAAGAUAAGCGAUGCCAGGCACGCCGUUUUAGCCUUCCCCACACCAACUCCCAGCGGCUUGGGCCGAGAACAAACAAACACCCCUGUCGAUAUUUUUGCAGUGUGGAUCACUUUCAAACGACGCCUUCCAGCAAAAACAGACGGUACAUCUAACUUCGACGACUUCAUUCAUCAAACCACGCUCGACAACUUAUUGAGCUCAAGUCUCGAUCUAAUACAGACAGACAUUAGUAGUUUUCGUGUUAAGCUCACCCGAAUCGCAUCCACGAUGGACGUCAGCGACGUGACACCAGAGUUGGAACAGCUGGAGCUGGACCUCAACACACUCCAAGAAGUACUUCAACCACUUUUGAGUGAUGUCGGCGAUAUUUCGUCCAAGAUGCCACUUCUCGACAAGGCCAAGCUUUAUGUCUUGGUGUGUUAUGCGAUUGAAUCACUCAUAUUUUCGUCGUUGCGCCUAAAUGGAACGGAUGCAAAAAGCCACCCCGUUUUCACAGAGUUAACCCGCGUCAGGCAGUACUUUGAGAAGAUCCAGAAACUCGAGUCACCCCCAGAAGAGCGUGAAAACACGGUCAACACCGAGGCGGUGGCUCGCUUUGUCAGGAAUGAUUUGGCCGACAACAAGGACAUCAAGAACAAGCUGACGGAGCUGAUUGCCAAAGAAAAAGCGAAGGCCGAAGCCAAAGCCGCCACGGCUGCUGCGGAAAAGAAGCGGCCUGCAGAGGACUCAACAUCAGAAGUUCGUCCUGAAGAAGCUGGGAACAAGAUUGCCAAACGGCCGAAGCGUGAUGGAUCCAAGAAGAAGAAAUGA